Protopolystoma xenopodis is the source of this 336-nucleotide messenger RNA. Lineage: Eukaryota; Metazoa; Platyhelminthes; Monogenea; Polystomatidea; Polystomatidae. The record is from the annotation of a GenBank genome assembly.
AUGAGCGUCCUCGGGUCACAGGGAAAAUGUGAUUUUCAAGGAAGCAAGUGCCGCAUCGGCACUCGUGGCAAUGUGGACGAUUGGCUAACAAAUCAAGCUCCCAUUCUGCGCUGUCACGGUUCGACUCCCGCUGGGGGUGUCAGUCUUAUCACAGUCUCUCUCUUGCCCCUUAAGAUCCGUCUGCUCUACCUCUUGUUCACCUAUUUCACUCGACCCCUGCAACCCCAUCUCCACUAUUCGGGGGGUUAUGUCCCGCACUCUGAAUCUGUGAUACUAAUUGAGGCUGAACCCCUUAGUCAAGCCUAUGGUAAAACAAGCCUACGACCAGCCAACUAG